Messenger RNA from Rana temporaria (common frog), 980 nucleotides. RefSeq names its product VPS29 retromer complex component (gene VPS29). NCBI's taxonomy places the organism in Eukaryota, Metazoa, Chordata, Amphibia, Anura, Ranidae. The transcript has 4 exons. Bases 106 to 654 code for a protein of 182 amino acids. Gene Ontology annotation, biological process: intracellular protein transport; retrograde transport, endosome to Golgi. Gene Ontology annotation, cellular component: retromer complex; endosome. The record is from RefSeq and is a predicted model, not a curated record.
UGCUGCUGUCGCCAUCUUGUGAUUGGCAGAGGCCUCUCUUUCCCCAUUGGUCACCGCGUUUAUUCUUGCGGCAUCCAGUGUGAUUGCUCGGCUCCGGGGUGCAGGAUGUUGGUCUUGGUGUUAGGAGAUCUACAUAUCCCACAUCGAUGUAAUAGUUUGCCAGCAAAAUUUAAAAAAUUGCUUGUGCCUGGCAAGAUCCAGCAUAUUUUAUGCACUGGGAAUCUCUGUACCAAGGAGAGCUAUGACUACCUCAAGACACUGGCCGGGGAUGUUCACAUCGUCCGAGGAGACUUUGAUGAGAACCUAAACUACCCAGAACAAAAAGUGGUCACAGUUGGGCAGUUCAAAAUUGGCUUAAUCCAUGGCCACCAGGUCAUUCCUUGGGGUGACAUGGCUAGCCUGGCACUAUUGCAGCGGCAACUUGAUGUAGACAUAAUGGUUUCCGGACAUACACAGAAAUUUGAAGCCUUUGAGCAUGAAAACAAGUUUUAUAUUAACCCUGGAUCUGCAACAGGAGCCUACAGUGCUUUAGAAUGCAACAUUAUUCCUUCCUUUGUACUCAUGGAUAUCCAGGCAUCAACAGUAGUCACCUACGUGUACCAGUUAAUUGGGGAUGAUGUGAAAGUAGAGAGAAUUGAGUACAAGAAGUCCUGAAACAAAUGUUUGUUUUUAUGGCAUUUACUCUUCAUUCCCAUUUAUUAUUGAAUCAGUCUUCACCUCUAACCAGUUUUAUUAUAAGCCUUGUAUUCCUACUUGCAUUGUCAUUUGUUUUUCAUUCUUUGCUGCUGUAGUUUUAAUGUAAACAUUAUGAUUGAAUGGUUUACAUGUCAUGGAAUAAGUGUGCCACAUAAAAAAAAAAAAACUCUGUAAAAAGGAAAACCUUUGUAAAUAUAACAUUUUAAUGUUACCAUCCACUGAUAUGUUACCAUAAAACAUAUAUACAGAAUAAAAUGGAAAACCUUGUUAUGUCUUCAGCUAAA